AUGGAGAGACACAUGGAGCAAAAUAUAGAUACGAUUCCUUUAAGUCUAAGAAGCCCAGCCUAAGCUAAAGAAAGAUAAUAAUUUAUAAGAAAGUCAGUUCGAGAAAGCUCAUUACAUUAAUCUAGAAACACUAUUACCGCAUUUGUAUUGGAAAAAAUGUAUAUCUAUUAAACUUAUUAAAAAUUAUAGGAAACAGAAAAGAGUUGAUUAGAUGGCAGAAAUUUUUGAAAUAAAGAAAUAAAAGUCCUCAAGAGUUACUCCUAUUGCUCAAAGUGAAAAGUAUAUUAAGGAUAAUGAAGAAGAAGAUUGA
Paramecium primaurelia is the source of this 310-nucleotide messenger RNA. The record is from the annotation of a GenBank genome assembly. NCBI's taxonomy places the organism in Eukaryota, Ciliophora, Oligohymenophorea, Peniculida, Parameciidae.